Messenger RNA from Oryza sativa Japonica Group (Japanese rice), 666 nucleotides. Lineage: Eukaryota; Viridiplantae; Streptophyta; Magnoliopsida; Poales; Poaceae. The record is from RefSeq and is a predicted model, not a curated record.
AUGGCCGGAAAAACAUCUAAAGCUGCCACUCUAACCAUGAAGCUGCUCGUCGACACCAAGGCGCAGCGCGUGCUGUACGCGGAGGGCAGCAAGGACGUCGUCGACUUCCUCCUCUCCCUCCUCGCUGUCCCGCUCGCCGGGGUCACCAAGCUGCUCACUGCCGGCGACAUGGUCGGCUCCGUCGGCAACCUCUACGGCAGCGUCGUUGACAAGCUCGGCGCCGACUACGCCUGCCGCGGCGACGUCAAGGCCGCGCUGCUCGCGCCCACGGCCGCCCUCCGGUUGGGCUCGCCGGCGGACGCCGACAACGGCGGCGGCGCCCUUUACCGGUGCAGCGGCUGCGCCUGCUCGAGAAGCUGCUACAACUUCGUGACCAAGGUGAACGGCACGCCGUGUCCGGUGUGCAAGAGGAAGAUGGCGACCGAGGUGACGUACACGGUGAUGGAUGACCUCACCGUCGCGCCGUCGUCCACCGUCUCCGCCGUCGCCGCCCUCGUGGCGCUUGGCGUGACGGACAUCAGGGGACUGCAGGAGAAGACCGUCGAGGUCGGCUACGACGAGGGUUUGGCUGUGCUGAAGGCUUCGUUGCAGUCAAAGACAGUGCUCACUGAUGUCUUCCUCGGUGCGAGGCGGACUGCUCACCGACGUCAUCCUAUGCUGGUUUGA